AUGUCCUUGGCAGCACUACUGAAUGAGGAAGAUGGAAAUCAGCAUACUACCAGCCAGGCAUCGUCAUCGUCGCCGUCGUCGCCCAGAGAUAGGUUUGUAAAACAAAUGAACCGGGACUUCCACGUUUUGGGCGCCAGAGACAUCAAAGAACAGCGAUACCAGGACUGGAGAAUGCUGAGCUACCAAGAAUUCGAGCUUGUCACAGAGUGGAACAACCAGUCCCGCGAACUGGGUUCCAACGGGUGCGAAAAACUGCUCGCAAACAUGGACUCGACUCAACAAGAGUGGGAUCAGUUCCAGGAAUACACACGACACAAAGACGAGCUGAUUCGCCAGCAGCGCGAACUGCGGGACAGACAGCGCCAGCAACGGGAACAAGAACGGCUGCAGCAAGAACAAGAGCGGCUAGAGGCCCAGGAACGCGAAUGGCGUGAGAAACGGGCUCUGGAACAGCAGCAAAGGGCCAAGGCCGCUGCUGCGAGCCCUGGCGCCAGCAAGGCCAAACCAAAGGACAAGAUCGUGCCGAAGAAAAACGAUUCGGGAUUAAGAGCAACGCCGAAUGGAAACUCACACAACAUAUCGCUCAACGGCAAGAGCCCGAUGAGCCAUGAUAAGAGUCUAAAUUCAAGCUCAGAUGCCGCAGUGGCUCAUGCACACGAAGGAGAGGCUCUAGUCGACGAAGACAUCGAAGAAGACGAAAUGGAAGACGAAGAAGACCACGAUGAGGACGACGAUGAAGACGACGAUGCCGACGCCGAAGUGGACGACGACAUGGACGAAGAAGAAAUAGACGACGCAGAAAACGACGAAGAAGUUGUGUUUGCGGAUGAUGAUGACAAUGACAAAGAUUUCUUCCUAGAUGACGACAAGGGCGAUCCGCUCAGCAAAGCCAAGAAGUUGGACAUUACCUCGGAACGUGCGAAAAUCAGACGCGAGAUCUCCCGCAUGGUCAAUAAAAACAAGAACGUCAAGGCUAAGAAGCGGCGUUUCACAAACUGCACAAUUGUAGAGCAUCUACAAAGCGAAAAGCUGGAGGUCAAGCUAACGCUCAAACAAUACCACGUACGACAACUGAAGCGUUUAAUCGCCGAAAAGCAACGCGUUCAGGAAGAGGAAGUUUCUGGCGCCGAACCUGCUCUCAAGAAACGCAGACCCGCACCAAAACCCGAGAACGCCGCAGUGCCGGAGUCAAUUGAAGGGCUUCCUACUUAUGGCCUUAAGAUGACCGUCAAAGAAGCCCGAGGCAUACAAAGACAUUACGAUAAUACUUAUUUCACCAUUUGGAAAGACAUGGCUAGAAAGGAUUCGGCCAAAGUGGCACGUUUGGUUCAGCAAGCGCAAUCCAGCAGAAACGUAAACUUCAAGAAAACUUGUUCUUUGGUUUGCAGGGAAGCUAGGAAAUGGCAACUUAGAAAUUUCCGUCAAGCUAAAGAUUUUCAGUCGCGAGCUCGGAGAGGUGUAAGAGAGAUGUCAAGUUUCUGGAAGAAAAACGAACGUGAAGAAAGAGACCUGAAGAAAAAGGCAGAUAAGGAGGCCCUCGAUCAAGUUAAAAAGGAAGAAGAAGAACGUGAGAACAAAAGGCAAGCAAGAAAACUGAACUUCUUGAUCACGCAAACGGAACUUUAUUCUCAUUUUAUCGGUCGCAAAAUUAAAACUGAUGAGUUCGAAGGAACCAUGGCUGACGCGGCUUUUACAUCGGAGGAAGACAUCAACAAACAAAUAGACCUAUCCAAGACGCAAGCUUCGAAGACUGAUUUCCAUUCUAUCGAUUUCGACAAUGAGGACGAUGAAGCUCUAAGAAUGAAAGCCGCUCAAAAUGCUUCUAGCGCUCUUUUGGCUAGCAAAACGAAAGCUAAAGAAUUUGAUGCUAACCCUGAUGAAGACGAUGAGUUAAAUUUCCAAAAUCCAACGUCUUUGGGUGAUAUCACAAUCGACCAACCCAAGCUGCUGACUUGCACGUUGAAGGAGUAUCAGCUGAAAGGAUUGAACUGGCUAGCCAAUUUAUAUGACCAAGGUAUCAACGGUAUCUUAGCCGAUGAGAUGGGGCUCGGUAAAACCGUUCAAUCUAUUUCUGUCUUGGCUCACCUAGCAGAGAACCAUAACAUAUGGGGUCCAUUCAUAGUGGUAACUCCCGCUUCCACUUUACACAAUUGGGUUAAUGAAAUUCAAAAAUUUGUACCCGGCUUCAAAAUUUUGCCCUACUGGGGUAACGGUAAUGAUCGUAAAAUCCUGAGAAGAUUUUGGGACAGAAAACAAUUUCGCUACGGCAAAGACGCCCCUUUUCAUGUUUUGAUUACCUCAUACCAAAUGGUUGUAUCAGAUGCAGCUUACAUUCAAAAGAUGAAAUGGCAAUAUAUGAUUCUAGAUGAAGCACAAGCCAUCAAAUCCUCCCAGUCUUCCCGUUGGAAAAAUUUAUUGAGCUUCCAUUGUCGUAACAGACUUCUUUUGACGGGUACUCCCAUUCAGAACAAUAUGCAAGAGUUAUGGGCUUUGCUGCAUUUCAUCAUGCCUUCAUUGUUUGAUUCACACGAUGAAUUUAGUGACUGGUUUUCGAAGGAUAUUGAAUCUCAUGCACAAUCCAACACAAAACUCAACCAGCAACAACUACGGCGACUCCACAUGAUUUUGAAGCCAUUUAUGUUGAGGCGUAUCAAGAAGAAUGUUCAAUCAGAAUUGGGGGAGAAGAUCGAGAUAGACGUUAUGUGCGACUUAACAAGACGGCAGCAUAAGCUGUACCAAGUUUUAAAGACUCAAAUGUCAGCAGCCUACGACGCCAUAGAAAAUGCAGCUGGUAAUGACGAUGCCUCUUCGGAUCAGAACAUUGUCAACACCGUCAUGCAAUUUAGAAAGGUAUGCAAUCACCCCGAUUUGUUCGAGAGAGAGGACGUUAGCUCUCCAUUUGCAUUUACAAAUUUCGGCAGAAGUGGAUCUCUUCUGAGAGAAAAUGGGGUACUUAACGUCAACUAUUCUACAAAAAAUUGCAUCGAUUACAAUAUACCUCGCUUGAUCUUCGACGAAAUGCUUGUUCCUAAUUAUGAAAAUGCCAUCAAAACUACUAAUAAACUACUCAACCACACUUUCAACGUUUUACACCCAGAAAACUCUAAAGAAUUAUGUGCCGCUCUGUCUUGCCUGACUGGCCUAGCGCCGGGCAAAUUUUACGAGCUAUCUAAUGAAAACAUGAUUUACAAAGCUUUAGGUUUAAAGGGCAAGCAAGCUUCACAACUCACAGCAAUUUACGAUGACGAAGACUUGAAGAAUAAAAGCCAACAUAAAUAUACCCUGGAAAACUCUUCAGACACCCUUACAAACCUAAGCAAGAACACUACCGAUGGGGUGUUAGCCUCGCUUCUCAACAUCAAACAAGAUGUAUAUGAAAAUGAGUACAUGAACAACUGGCACCCUGCAUACUAUCCCGCUGCAAACGCUCCUCCUAUCAACCUGGAAAUAUCUAGUUCGAGCCAAUUUUCUCAGGAAAAACGUCUUGAGCUCUUUGAUCCAUUUUUGUGCCAAGCGCUGAGUGCCAUACCAGCAGAGGUUCAACGCGACUUACGCACAAAGCAUAAGUUGCCAAUAUACGAAUUUCCCAAGUCAGAAUGCUACCCUGAGGCACUCAAUAAAAAUUUCACUUCCGCCAUAUCGAUGCCAUCAAUGGAUAAGUUUAUCAUGGAAUCCACGAAGCUAAAGAAGCUGGAUAAUUUGCUUGUCGGCUUGAAGAAGGGAGACCACCGUGUCUUGAUUUACUUCCAAAUGACAAAGAUGAUGGAUCUAAUGGAAGAAUACCUCACCUACAGGCAAUACAAGCACAUAAGACUGGACGGCUCAUCUAAACUGGAGGACCGCAGGGAUCUCGUUCACGACUGGCAGACCAAACCAGAGAUCUUUAUAUUCUUACUCAGCACGAGAGCUGGUGGCCUUGGUAUUAAUUUAACAGCCGCCGACACUGUCAUAUUUUAUGAUUCAGAUUGGAACCCGACCAUUGAUUCUCAAGCAAUGGACAGGGCACACAGACUUGGCCAAACCAGGCAGGUGACAGUUUACAGAUUGCUAAUUCGUGGAACUAUUGAAGAAAGAAUGCGUGAUAGAGCCAAGCAAAAGGAGCACGUUCAGCAGGUAGUGAUGGAAGGAAAGACCCAAGAAAAGACUAUUCAACAGGUCGGUGCCAACGAUUAA
Lachancea nothofagi CBS 11611 is the source of this 4173-nucleotide messenger RNA. NCBI's taxonomy places the organism in Eukaryota, Fungi, Ascomycota, Saccharomycetes, Saccharomycetales, Saccharomycetaceae. The record is from the annotation of a GenBank genome assembly.